AUGUCAGACAAGGAAAGCCAGAUGCUCAAUACCUCACAAAGCCAAGAACGUGCGAUUGAUGCAGGCUGUGAUGACUUGCAGGAAGACGUUGAACAUCAACAAGUCCCAGUGUCAAAGGUGUUCACAUCGGGCGAAAGGGACGAAUACGUGAUGAUUGGACGUACAAAGGUCCUCCGCUCUGAGCUUUGGAACGCUUUUGGUGGUGAUCUACAACCUGGUAUCCAUGCCCCACCACCUCGUCGGUUUGCCAAUCCUGCACCUUUGGGACUAUGUGGGUUUGCCUUGACAACGUUUGUGCUCUCCAUGUCCAACGCUCGUGCUAUGGGCAUCACUGUUGCAAACGUUGCUGUUGGCCCUGCUUUCUUCUACGGUGGUAUCAUUCAACUGCUGUCAGGAAUGUGGGAAAUUUCUCUGGAUAACACGUUUGGUGGGACCGUGCUCUCGUCGUAUGGUGGGUUUUGGCUGAGCUGGGCUGCAAUUCAGAUCGACUGGUUUGGUAUUCAGAGAGCCUAUGACGAUCCAAUUAUGCUUAACAAUGGUUUGGGAUUCUUCCUGUUAGGCUGGGUUAUCUUUACGCUGAUGGUUCUCAUCUGUACCGUCAAGUCUACUGUGGCCUUCUUUUCUCUGUUCUUCUUCCUGGAAAUGACCUUCCUACUGCUAACCAUCGGCGAAUUUACGCGUAGUGUCGGCGUUACAAGAGCAGCUGGUGUCUUUGGUGUUAUCACUUCAUUCUUAGGCUGGUACAAUGCUCUUGCUGGGUUCGCCACUAGAGAGAACAGUUACUUUGUUGCCACAGCAGUGCCUUUACCUGGUGCAAAGCGUGCUCAAGUGCACUCCUAG
Williopsis jadinii is the source of this 840-nucleotide messenger RNA. RefSeq names its product acetate uptake transporter family protein. The coding region runs from base 1 to 840 and encodes 279 amino acids. The record is from RefSeq and is a predicted model, not a curated record. NCBI's taxonomy places the organism in Eukaryota, Fungi, Ascomycota, Saccharomycetes, Phaffomycetales, Wickerhamomycetaceae. Gene Ontology annotation, cellular component: plasma membrane. The transcript has a single exon. Gene Ontology annotation, molecular function: acetate transmembrane transporter activity.